This is a messenger RNA of Ceratotherium simum simum (southern white rhinoceros), 7929 nucleotides long. It is a transcript of the gene DENND4C, whose product is annotated as DENN domain containing 4C. Gene Ontology annotation, molecular function: protein binding. The record is from RefSeq and is a predicted model, not a curated record. Gene Ontology annotation, cellular component: cytoplasmic vesicle. Gene Ontology annotation, biological process: regulation of Rab protein signal transduction. NCBI's taxonomy places the organism in Eukaryota, Metazoa, Chordata, Mammalia, Perissodactyla, Rhinocerotidae.
GUAGGAAAGGGAGAGGGAGGGGGGAAGGAAAGUGCUGUUCUGUGGAAAGGGCGGAAAGAGGGGGAGAAAAAAAAAGAAAAAGGGAACAGAAACAUGGCCGUCAGCUGUUGAGGCGGCCGUGCCGCGGGCAGCUCCUAGGCGACCCGCCGUCCGCACAGCCGGCCUCGCGUGAGCCGGGCGCCGGCGCGAGCUCGCGCUCCCGGCCGUUACCCCUCACUGCAUGCAGCGCCCCUCGAGACCGAGUCCGUGAGGCGGCGCAGGCGCAGAUCGGGCCGUGGCGGCGGCGGCGGCGGCGGGCGCUGGAGUGAGUCCCCCGCCUCGCCCUGCCGAGGGCGCCCAGGCCGCGAAGCCAGCGCUUUCAUGCCCCUGGAAGGGGCUGUGUUCGGGUAGCGCUGAAGGAGCGGGCGGCAGGAAACAUAAUAGCAGCCAUGAUAGCAGACAAAGGGCCAAGAGUGACCGACUACUUUGUUGUGGCAGGUCUCACUGAUACAUCUGCUCUUUUGGAUCAAGAAAUAAAUCGUUUAGAUACUAAGUCAACUGGACCUAAAGCUCCAAUUACAGACAUUGCAGUUAUUAACAAAUCAGCUGGGGAAACAGUACCUGAAGGUUACACCUGUGUUGAAGCCACUCCAUCAGCUCUCCAAGCAAACUUGAACUAUGGAAGUCUGAAAAGCCCAGAACUUUUCCUCUGUUACAAAAGAGGGAGAGACAAACCACCCCUUACCGACGUUGGAGUUUUAUACGAAGGGAAAGAAAGGCUUAUUCCAGGAUGUGAAGUGAUCCAAGCCACACCCUAUGGUCGCUGUGCCAAUGUCAACAAUAGUUCAACUACGUCACAGAGAAUCUUUAUCACUUACCGAAGGGCUCCUCUAAUUCGACCCCAGAAUUCCUUGGCUGUAACUGAUAUCUGUGUUAUUGUAACCAGUAAAGGAGAAACCCCUCCUCAUACUUUCUGCAAAGUUGACAAAAACUUAAACUGUGGAAUGUGGGGUUCCAGUGUGUUUCUGUGUUAUAAGAAGUCUGUGCCUGCUUCUAAUGCAAUAGCAUAUAAAGCUGGUUUAAUUUUUAGAUAUCCAGAAGAUGACUAUGAGUCAUUUCCACUCUCAGAAUCUGUACCUCUCUUCUGCCUUCCUAUGGGAGCUACUAUUGAAUGUUGGGAUCCCCAAAGCAAAUACCCACUUCCAGUUUUUUCAACUUUUGUCCUGACAGGUUCUUCUGCCGAAAAGGUAUAUGGAGCUGCCAUCCAGUUUUAUGAACCUUACUCUCGGGAACUUCUAACAGAGAAACAGCUUCUACAGCUGGGCCUCUUGACGCCUGUGGAGAGAAAAAUGGUCUCCAAAUCCAUCAAUUCAAACAAAUGCAUUUGUUUACUCUCACACUGGCCUUUUUUUGAAGCUUUCAGAAAAUUUCUCAUGUUUGUCUACAAACUUUCUGUGUCUGGACCACAUCCUCUUCCCAUUGAAAAGCACAUUUCACAUUUUAUGCACAACAUCCCUUUUCCUUCACCACAAAGACCAAGAAUCCUUGUACAGCUAUCAGUCCAUGAUGCGUUAAUAUUAUCACAGCCAGUUUCUACACCUUUACCACUAAGUGGAGCCAACUUUAGCACCUUGUUAAUGAAUCUGGGUCCUGAGAAUUGUGCCACGCUGCUGCUCUUUGUUUUACUUGAGAGUAAGAUUCUGCUGCAUUCUCUUAGGCCAGCAGUGUUGACUGGAGUAGCCGAAGCUGUUGUGGCUAUGAUCUUUCCAUUUCAGUGGCAGUGCCCAUAUAUUCCCCUUUGUCCUCUCUCACUGGCGGCGGUGCUUAGUGCACCUUUACCGUUUAUAGUUGGCGUGGACUCAAGGUACUUUGAUCUUCAUGACCCACCCCAAGAUGUUGUUUGCAUUGACUUGGAUACAAACAUGUUAUAUGUAUCAGAUGAAAAGAAGAACAUGAACUGGAAGCAGCUUCCCAAAAAGCCAUGCAAAAGUCUGCUUAGCACCUUGAGGAAAUUGUAUCCCCAGCUCUCUUCAGUUCACCGAAAAACUCAAGAAGGUUCAGCAAUUGAGAUGACUCCAAUUGAAGCAGACUUCUCCUGGCAAAAGAAGAUGACACAACUUGAGAUGGAAAUUCAGGAGGCAUUUUUGCGCUUUAUGGCGUCCAUUUUAAAAGGCUAUAGAACAUAUCUCAGACCGAUCACAGAGGCUCCUUCAAAUAAAGCCACAGCUGCUGAUUCAUUGUUUGACCGACAGGGAUUUUUAAAAAGUCGAGAUCGUGCUUAUACAAAAUUCUACACCCUUUUAUCCAAAACACAGAUUUUUAUUCGUUUCAUUGAAGAAUGUAGUUUUGUAAGUGAUAAAGAUACUGGAUUGGCAUUUUUUGAUGACUGCAUAGAAAAGUUGUUUCCUGAUAAAGGCACAGAGAAAACAGAUAAGGUUGAUUUUGAUUCAGCAGAAGAUACCAAAUUGAUAGAGCUAGAUGAUUCUCAGAAAAGUGAGCACACUGUAUUUAUAAUGCCACCAGAGCCACCUCCUGAUGAUGGAAAGGACCUAUCGCCAAAGUACAGUUACAAAUACUUCCCAAGACUGGACCUUAAGCUUUUUGACAGACCGCAGGAGUUGAAACUUUGUUUUAGUAGACACUCUACUGGGAAUAGCAUUACAAACAGUCCAGCUCUCAUGGCUAAGAGAACUAAACAGGAGAUAAAAACAGCUCAUAAGUUGGCGAAGAGAUGUUACACAAAUCCACCACAAUGGGCCAAGUGUCUCUUCAGUCAUUCUUACAGUUUAUGGUUUAUUUGUCUCCCAGCCUAUGUUAGAGUUUCUCAUCCUAAGGUCAGAGCACUUCAGCAGGCAUAUGAUGUACUUAUUAAGAUGAGGAAAACAGAUGUGGAUCCACUAGAUGAGGUGUGCUAUCGAGUAGUAAUGCAGCUUUGUGGACUUUGGGGUCAUCCUGUUUUAGCAGUGAGAGUCUUAUUUGAAAUGAAAACUGCUAAGAUAAAGCCAAAUGCUAUUACUUAUGGUUAUUAUAAUAAGGUAGUUUUGGAGAGCCCAUGGCCUAGCAGUACCCGCAGUGGUAUCUUCUUAUGGACGAAGGUACGGAAUGUAGUCCAUGGCUUGGCACAAUUUAGGCAGCCGCUUAAAAAGACCAUGCAAAAGUCACAGGUCUCCUCAAUAUCAGCUCCUCAGAGUGCCACAGGUGGAAGUGAUGGGGACACGGUGAGCCACGGUAGCGUGGAUAGUUCUAAUGAUGCUAACAAUGGGGAGCACACAGUCUUCGUCAGAGAUUUAAUCAGGCUUGAUUCCAUUGAUAAUCACUCUAGUACAGGUGGUCAGUCUGACCAAGGCUAUGGGUCUAAGGAUGAACUUAUAAAGGAUGAUUCGGAAAUUCAUGUACCUGAAGAGCAAGUAGCAAGAGAAUUGAAAACUAAAACAAAAGUGCAAAAAGAAGAUAUGUGUGAUAUCUCUGCUGUUGUGGCAAAACAUUCACAGCCUAGCGCAGAGCCCCAGAGUCCUACUGAGCCUCCCGCAUGGGGCAGCAGUAUUGUGAAAGUUCCUUCUGGUGUAUUUGACAUCAGCGGCAGGAAGAGUAGCACUGGUAGUACAUCGAAUGUGCUAUUUUCUCCUGAAGAUCCAGUUGAAGAUGCAGUUUUUGGUGAAGUUACUAAUCUCAAGAAUGGUGAUAGAGGAGAAAAAAGACAAAAGCAUUUUCCAGAGCGGAGCUGUAGUUUCAGUUCUGAAAGUCGAGCAGGAAUGUUACUUAAGAAGAGCAGUUUGGAUUUGAAUUCAAGUGAAGUGGCUAUCAUGAUGGGAGCAGAUGCCAAGAUUCUCACAGCAGCAUUGACAUGUCCUAAGACUUCUCUACUUCAUAUUGCAAGAACUCAUAGUUUUGACAGUGUUAGCUGUCAUCUUGCUGAUACUAGGACUCGUGUGUCUGAAAGCACUUGGGAUUCUGAGCACAGAUCUUCUUCGGUGUUAGAGAUGCUUGAGGAAAGCCAAGAGCUCCUAGAACCUGUGGUUGAUGACAAUGUAGCUGAAACUACUAUGACAAAGGGUACAUGUGACAGUCUACAAAAUGAUAGUAACAGUAAUCAAUCCAGAGACUUGAAAGCAGGAUCCAAAGAUCUAACCAAUAAGAGGAGUAGUUUAUCUGGUGUUGCUAAAGCUGUUGAGAGGGAAGACGUUGAAACUGGACUAGAUCCUUUGUCUCUUUUAGCCACUGAAUGUAUAGGAGAAAAAACUCCUGAUUCUGAAGAUAAGUUGUUUUCUCCAGUUAUUGCACGUAACCUGGCUGAUGAAAUCGAGAGCUAUAUGAACCUGAAGAGUCCCCUGGGUAGCAAGUCUUCUAGUAUGGAAUUACACGGAGAGGGAAACAGAGAGUCUGGCACUCCUAUUGCCUUUAGUCACCCUUUAGAGAGGAGAUCAAGCCUACCUUUAGAUCAUGGUCCACCAGCACAGGAAACCCCUGAAAGUGAAAAGCGCUCCCCUACAGUGUCUAGGUCUAAAACUUUUACUGGGCGUUUCAAGCAGCAGACUCCUUCUCGAGGUCAUAAGGAACGUUCAUCUUCUUUAUCAGCACUAGUGCGUUCUUCACCGCAUGGCUCGUUGGGUUCUGUGGUCAGUUCUUUGUCAGGGCUAAAGCUGGAUAAUAUACUCUCAGGGCCCAAGAUUGAUGUCCUAAAAUCUGGUAUGAAACAAGCAGCGACAGUAGCCAGUAAGAUGUGGGUGGCUGUGGCGUCUGCUUACAACUACUCAGAUGAUGAGGAGGAAACUAGUAGAGAUUACAGCUUCCCAGCUGGCCUUGAAGACCAUAUUUUGGGAGAGAAUAUAUCACCUAACAUGAGUAUCCCAGGGUUGGUCGCCAGUGAACUUACCCAGAGCAACACAAGCCUCGGCAGUAGCAGUAGCAGUGGAGACGUAGGAAAACUGCAUUACUCAACAGGUGAACUUCCAUUUCCAAGAGGCAUAAAAGGGCAGGACUUGGAAAAAUCAGACCAUGGUUCUUCGCAAAACACCAGCAUGUCUAGCAUCUAUCAGAAUUGUGCAAUGGAGGUUCUGAUGUCAAGUUGUUCCCAGUGCAGAGCUUGUGGAGCUCUAGUUUAUGAUGAAGAAAUUAUGGCUGGAUGGACAGCAGAUGACUCAAAUUUGAAUACAACAUGUCCAUUCUGUAAAAGCAACUUCUUGCCUCUUCUCAAUAUAGAAUUUAAGGACUUGAGAGGCUCUGCAAGCUUUUUCCUGAAACCAAGUACCUCUGGUGACAGUUUACAAAGUGGCAGCAUUCCAUUGGCGAGUGAACCUCUGGAGCACAAACCUGUAUCCAGUUCACUAGAGCCUGAUUUGAUCAACUUUAUGGAUUUCCCAAAACAUAACCAGGCCAUAACUGAAGAAACAAACUCUGCAGUUGAAUCAAGUGAUGAAAUAAGGAAAGCCAGUGGAGAUGUCCAAACUAUGAAAAUUUCACCUGUGCCUAAUAGUUUCUCAAAGCGAAAUGUAUCUUUGACUCGAAGUCACAGUGUUGGAGGUCCCUUGCAAAAUAUUGACUUUUCCCAGCGACCGUUUCAUGGCAUUUCAACAGUUAGUCUUCCAAACAGUCUGCAGGAAGUUGUGGAUCCUUUAGGAAAAAGACCCAAUCCUCCCCCUGUUUCUGUGCCCUACUUGAGUCCUCUAGUGCUUCGUAAAGAACUUGAAUCUUUGCUAGAAAAUGAAGGCGAUCAGGUGAUUCACACAUCCUCUUUCAUCAAUCAACAUCCAAUCAUUUUCUGGAACCUCGUUUGGUAUUUCAGACGUUUGGACCUUCCUAGUAACUUGCCAGGACUUAUCCUCACAUCUGAACACUGUAAUGGAGGUGUACAGCUUCCUCUAUCAUCUCUGUCCCAGGAUAGCAAACUUGUGUAUAUUCAGCUGUUAUGGGAUAAUAUCAACCUUCAUCAGGAACCAGGAGAACCUCUCUAUGUCUCAUGGAGGAAUCUUAAUUCUGAAAAGAAAUUGUCUCUGUCAGAGGAACAACAAGCAACAAGCACUUUAGUAGAAACCAUCAGGCAGAGUAUUCAACAUAAUGAUGUUCUUAAACCCAUCAACCUGCUUUCACAGCAAAUGAAGCCAGACAUGAAAAGACAAAGGAGUUUAUACAGAGAAAUCCUCUUCUUAUCCUUAGUGUCUCUUGGAAGAGAGAAUAUUGAUAUUGAGGCUUUUGACAAUGAAUAUGGACUUGCAUACAGUAACCUACCUUCAGAGAUUCUUGACAAGUUGCAGAAAAUUGAUGCUCCACCAAGUGUCAGUGUGGAAUGGUGCAGAAAGUGUUUUGGAGCACCUCUCAUUUAAAUAAGAGAUUCACUAGAUUUUUGACACAAAGCUGGGGGAAUAGAUUCAAUCUGGAAGCAUUCAAAGUUUGUUCCAAAUGUUAAGAAUUGGUGAAAACUGAAAUCAGGUAACUCUUGGGACAAUAUAUAAUGAAAUGUAAUUCAUACUGAAUCAUCUCGCAAUGUAAAAAUGCCAUUAAAACGCCCCAGGGUUUAUUGAUGUUGAAGAUUUGCAACUUCUGAACUGUUUAUCUGCCUCUGCUGAAAACUGUUUUUGGAUUUCUCAGUAUUUGUAGUAGUUUGAUCAUGAGAAACCACAUUCAUCCUUGGCAUUCUGUUUAUAUUUGAAGCUCUGGGGUUUGGGGAAUGGCAAAUUAAUAUAAACUUGCCUAAGCCCAAAACAAAUGAAAUAAUCUCAAAUUAUAAGAGCAACUAUUUGUGUAUGUGUGUAUAUAUAAGUGUGGCUGUGUAGGUUUGUGUAUAUACAGCCAAAUUAUAUUUAUUAAAAUUCUUAGAUUGCGUGUUGCAAUACAGUUUUCUGAAAGGGGUCUCCAACUAUUAAAUAAGUGACUACUACUAAAUUCAUCUGUAGUCAUUAAUCUCAAAAUUAUACCUGAAAGUCUCAUGACAACUGCGUUGCCUCCGGUUUUGAAUUUAAUAUGUAUCUUCACCCUUCAUAUUAUGUAUUAUCUUCCUUAAUGGAUUUUAUCUUGAAUAUCCAGUUGCUUCCUUUCAUCCUCUUCCCAAUACCAUGUUAAUUUGCAGCAGCUUUAAAAUUGGAAUAAAUGAGCCAAUCAGAUAGUUUAAAUGAAAUUAACUCAGCUUCAUAAUUUACAAAAUUGGAACAUGCUUAAAAUGCGUAUGUAUAUUGUCUUUGGACCUGAAAUUGUUUAGGCACAUAAAUUGUUGCUAUUGGUCACUUUUAAAAACCUGUGGGAUAAACUUGCACUGCACAGAAUUUUAUUCUUGUAUAAUAGAUUUGUAUGCUUAUUAUUUGUGCAUUUGUAAAUACUGUUUUUUAGGAUGAAUCAAUUAAGUCUUAAAAUUUUAAGCUUAUUGAGCUUGUUGCCAGUAGGUUUAAGAAAAUCAUGACCUCACAUGCCUCACUCGGACAUUUAUCAUGCCUUUUGUUAAAAACAUCCCUUAGGAAAAGUCAAAUUUGCCUUAACUCCGUAUGGUUUAAAAAGCCAAUGGUAGUGUGUGUGCUUUUACAGUAAUUAUGCAGAUGACUAAAUCAGUUGAUACAAAAAAUUUUUUCCAGGUGGUACAUUUAACAGCACAAGUCUCCCUUCCGCCUGGUAUAAUCUUUUAAAAAAUUAAAAAUUGUUACUGUAGUAGUUUUUCUACAUUUCAGGGUUAAUCUGACCUAUGCAGAAUUCUAGUUUCAAUUUAGUACUUAAGUACUUGUGAACAUACUAAGUGAAAGAACUUGUCAGAAAUUAUGUACAAUUCUCAUUACCUUAAAAAUGGAUUUUUUGCACUGUCUCAGAGUAUAUAUUUUUGCAACUUAAGGCUUGGUACUAGUUUUAAUAUACUUAACACUUAUUGCCCCAACAGAAAGUUUGGAAUUGCCUUGCAUAUAAAAAAAUUGAGGUUGAAUAAAAUGAAAAAUUCUUAUGUUUGCUGUGCUUGUCUCUGUUACACUUUUAAGG